UGCUUUCAAAUAUGUUACUUUGGAUGAAAUGGUGAAAGAAGAUUCCGAAAACUAAUUUUGUUAUUUGUUGGCCUAAUUAUGUUUUUAACUAACUGAGUGAAACUGUGAAAUUUCGCACUUAAACUAAUUAAAAACUCCCUUUUCACUCCUGCCCAAAGAGAGUGAAGUUCUCCUAUUUGGCCAGAAGAUGGCAGUAUAUACUCGAUAUUUGCUGGACUGUUUUAGCCAUGAAAGUUACAUUUAUAUAAAUAAAUAAGAUGACUUGCGCGAGUCGUAUCCACUAAAACACCAGUAUAAGAAUGUAUGGUACCUAAUUAAAUGUCAUAAUUAGUUAUCAAAUUUGGAGUUUUUAUCCACACCAUAGUGUAUUUAAAAGAUACAACGGGAGAAAAGAAACUGCAGCAAAGCAAAUAGCUUCGACUGAAUGAAGAUUUAUUUUGCUUUUUAACCCACACGCACGCUCACACGCACUCUGACCCUGUUGUGCGUGCGUCCCGGUGAACUGGGGUGACUGUGAACUGCUAUAGGAGCGCUCCGGAGCGCGCAGCUCUCAGCAGUGCGCCUGUAGUACCGCGCAUGGCCACAGGGGGGUAUGUUGCCCCCCCUUUCUUCGCAGACAGUGUCGGAACUAUGGGAUGGGGGCGAUUACCCACCGCUAGCGGAGGGAGGAGGAGGGCCGAGGCUGCAGCGAGAACCUACAGGGAGGAAGGGGGAGGAGGAGAAGACGGGUUGAUAUAACGAGAAGGACACUUGAUGCGCAGCGCCAAUUCUUUCUCAGUCCAAAGUUUCCGUGCCGUUCGGCCGCAUGUGACUUGUUGUUGUGGGUCCGUCCAGAUCGACUGAAGGACUGUUUCUCCUCCUGCGCGCUGUGGGACUCUGAGCUGAGAACGGACUGAGAGUUUUCCGAUGCAACAGUACAUGUAUGAGAAAGCAAUGGCCCAAGAGACAAGGAACGGUGGAACCUCGACGUUAAACAGCAGCGGUGUUGGGAACAGUAAGAAGAAGUUUCUGGUGGCGCUUGACAUCUUCUGCCUCCUGCUGGCUAGCCUGCCUUUCCUGAUCAUUGAGACUAGCACCAUUAAGCCGUACCAGCGUGGGUUUUACUGUUCGGACGAGUCCAUCCGCUACCCCCAAAAAGAGGGAGACACCAUUAGUGAUGCCGUGCUUUGUGGGGCUGGCAUUCUUAUUGUCAGCUUCUCUAUUAUUAUCGGAGAAUGCUUCAGGAUUCAUCAACUUCACGAGGGAACCAAAUCAUUUGUUGGCAAUCCUUAUGUUGCAGCUCUCUACAAACAGUUAGGUGUGUUUCUCUUUGGCUGUGCCGUGAGCCAGUCAUUCACAGACAUCGCCAAAGUGUCAGUGGGUCGGAUGAGACCGCACUUCUUGGAUGUGUGUAGGCCAGAUUUCUCCACCAUCAACUGUUCGGUUGGAUACAUCACCAACUACACCUGCACUGGUAGAGACAGCGAAGUACAAGAGGCCAGGAAAUCCUUUUUCUCAGGACAUGCGUCUUUUUCCCUGUAUACCAUGCUCUACCUUGCUUUCUAUAUCCAGUCCAGGUUUACAUGGAGAGGGGCUCGACUUCUGCGCCCGCUGCUGCAGUUCACUGUGUUGAUGAUGGCCUUCUACACUGGCUUGUCGCGCGUGUCCGACCACAAGCACCACCCCACGGAUGUGCUGGCUGGCUUCGUGCAGGGAGCUCUGGUGGCCUACGGCAUAGUUUAUUACGUGUCAGACCUCUUCAAGCCCAGGGAGAAGGUGGUGACGCCCCCGCCCUCCCCCAUCAAGAAGGAGCUGCUCCCUUCAUCCGACAUCAUCGAGAGGAACAACCACCACAACAUGGUGUAAGGGAAGGCCACGCCCUUCCUGUGUCUGAGGAGCCAAUCACGGAGCUGCUCACCUCCCAUCGGACAGUAGAAUGUAGCAACAAGAGACUAGCUGCUUUUUAAACGUCACCCCCCCCUCCCUCUGCACUGCCCAAGGAGGCAGACGGGGGUGUCAGAUUUAAGAGAUGAACAGCAAAAUUCCAACCUGACUAUCCAGGAUUGAUUUGUACUAUUCUAAACCUGUGAGCCUUUCAUCAUCUGCCCUUCUAAGCACAAAAAGAAUCAAAAAGUGACGAAUCGACGGGCAUAGCUGGGGGGGCCUGAUGGAAGGAUAAACCACACAGAGGGAAAACACUAAC
This is a messenger RNA of Oryzias latipes (Japanese medaka), 2182 nucleotides long. RefSeq names its product phospholipid phosphatase 3 (gene plpp3). The record is from RefSeq and is a predicted model, not a curated record. Gene Ontology annotation, biological process: phospholipid dephosphorylation; phospholipid metabolic process; signal transduction. Gene Ontology annotation, cellular component: plasma membrane. Lineage: Eukaryota; Metazoa; Chordata; Actinopteri; Beloniformes; Adrianichthyidae. Gene Ontology annotation, molecular function: phosphatidate phosphatase activity.